Nerophis ophidion (straightnose pipefish) is the source of this 1895-nucleotide messenger RNA. RefSeq names its product tribbles homolog 3-like. NCBI's taxonomy places the organism in Eukaryota, Metazoa, Chordata, Actinopteri, Syngnathiformes, Syngnathidae. Gene Ontology annotation, cellular component: nucleus. Gene Ontology annotation, molecular function: ATP binding; protein kinase activity; mitogen-activated protein kinase kinase binding. The transcript is spliced from 4 exons. Gene Ontology annotation, biological process: regulation of MAP kinase activity; positive regulation of proteasomal ubiquitin-dependent protein catabolic process; protein phosphorylation. The record is from RefSeq and is a predicted model, not a curated record. The coding region runs from base 297 to 1328 and encodes 343 amino acids.
AAGGCGCCGUGACGUGACGUCACGCAUCAGUCGCGGUGCCACUAAAGUUCCGGGCGGACUCCAAAACCCAACUGAAGUCGCGUCGGUACGGUUGGCGUGUUUUGCUGCUGUUCGACGCCGCCGAAUGUGAAAAGACUAGUCCGUCUUAUUGCGUCAGCUUUGUUUUUCUGCCGUCUCUCUGCCGCUUUACGCAGCCGCGAAGGAGACGUCAGCGUCGGCCAGCGGAGUCCAGAGUGGCCGCUAUGGCCGCUUGUUAGGCGUCACCUCCUCGCUGAUUCGUCACCGGGAUCUGCAAGAUGAGCGUGGGCGUGGCCCGGCAGCGCGUGAAGAGGUUACUGGACAAGCCGCGUGACGCCUUGCCCAAGAGCAAACGAGUAUGUCCGGCGCCCCCGCACCCCGGGACCAGCCCGUCGCACCUGAAGGCCAAAAGCCCCUCCCCCAAGCCCAGCCAGAGCCAAUCCAAGGUCCGCGUGGGGCCUUACUUCCUGUUUGAGCGCUUGGAAGGGGAGGAGUCGUACAGAGCGGUGCACGCCAGCACGCAGCAGGAGUACACCUGCCAGGUCCUGCCGCUGCACGGCUACCAGGAGAAGUUGGCCGCCUUCGCCCGGUUGGGUCGCCACGACAACAUCUGCGGCCCGCUGGACACGGUGAUCGGGCCGGACGGCGUGCACGUCUUCCUGCCCGCCCACCACGGCGACAUGCACGCCCACGUGCGCAGCAGCAAGCGCCUGGGCGAGGAGGAGGCGGAGCUUCUGUUCACGCAGAUGCUCAGCGCGGUGGCGCACUGUCAUCGCCACGGCGUUGUCUUGCGGGACGUGAAGCUGCGCCGAUUUGUCUUCACUGACAAAUUUAGAACCCGGGUGGCCCUCCUGGGUCUGAAGGACUGCGUGGUCCUGCAGCAGGACGAGGACUCCCUGGUGGACAGACACGGCUGUCCCGCCUACGUGGGCCCGGAGCUGCUGGCCAGCGGCAAGGCGUCCUACUCGGGCCGGGCGGCGGACAUCUGGAGCCUGGGCGUGUCCCUCUACACCAUGCUGAUGGGACGCUACCCCUUCCAGGACACGCGGCCCGCCGCCCUCUUCGCCAAGAUCCGCCGCGGCGCCUUCAGCGUCCCCAACUGGCUGUCCCCGCACGCCAAGUGUCUGAUCGGCUGCAUGCUCAGGAAGUCGCCCGCCGAGCGCCUGGGGGCCUCCGAGCUGCUGGCGCACCCGUGGUUGGGCGGCCGGGGGGCGUCGCUCCGCACGGCCCAGCGUGGCGCCGGCCGAGCGCCGCAGAGGAGGCAGGAGGACGAGGAGCAGGUGGUGCCCACCUUCACCAAAGAACACUAACGGAACAAAAAUAACGCUCCAGAGAAAGUUAAGGUCCUGGAUUACUUGACCCCUCAAGUGCCUUUCACCCUCUGCAGUUGUUUCACAUCAAGCUCCGCCUCCAGGGAAGGGGCGUGGCCUGAGUACAGUGGAGUCUCCAAACUGAAAUUCCAACUGCAUUGGGAGUAAUUGACAGCUGCUGAGGUCAUGUGACUACCUCCCAAGGUCCCAAUCAAAGCAGACGCCAAAAUAAAAGCGCCGAUACGAGGAUUUAACGUCAGCUCUUCCUGAAAGUGGCCAAAAACAGCAAGGACGAACUCAAUAUGUCCGCCAAGUGAAAAGUUACCUCCAAAUAUUCCUGCUUCAUGAAGUUCUUCUGUGUUGGUAAAGUUACCUCCAAAUAUUCCUGCUUCAUGAGGUUCUUCUGUGUUGGUAAAGUUACGUCGCCGUCAAUGAAAGUCUCGUUUGGAUGUUUUCCCCCAUUAAGGCAGCAAAUAAUCACGUUAUUGACGACUGGAAGCUGUCAAUCAUCCGAGGCCUGCUUGUCAGCAGCUAACGACUGCAGAGGAAUAAACAUGUUUCACUCAA